AUGGAAACGGUAGUCAACACCAGGAGCGACCCCCCCCCAGAUGAGAUGCCCAGCUUGCAGGGCAGCCAGGUCUUCCAGGUACUGCCCGAGCCAGGCCCGCCACCCAGUGCCCAGUAUCUGCCACAGACGCCCCGCCAAGGGGGCCCAGUCAGCACGAGGGCAGAAAUGGCGGCUGGGCAGCCGCCUCCUCAGGGGCAGCCGCCACCACAGCCGCCGCCGCAGCAGCAGCAACAGCAGCACAUCAAGUGCGUGGUAUGCGGAGGCAAGUCAAGCGGCAAGCACUAUGGCCAGUUCACAUGCCAGGCCUGCAAGAGCUUCUUCAAGCGCAGUGUGGGGAAGAGCCUGAACUUCAAAUGUCACGCCAACAAAGACUGUUGCAUUGACCAGCACCACCGCAACCACUGUCAGUACUGCCGCUUCAAAAAGUGCAUCGACGUGGGUAUGAAAAUAGCAGCAGUGUACAAGAACAGGAAACCGCCCGCCCGGCCAACCCAUGGGCAGUUAGUGUUGAGCAACGGGGAAUCCCUCAGCUUGCACUCUAACCUGUCUGGAUAUAUUUCUCUGCUGCUCGACGCCGAGCCCUAUACCCUGUUCGGGUCAGGCAGCCAGUGCAUACAGCCCAACAAAAUCUUGACCCUCGAGAACGUUGGCGAACAGGCUGCCCGGGUGCUCUUCGGCGCCAUUGAAUGGUCCCGGAAGAUCCCCUUCUUCCCUGACCUGCCCAUGAAUGACCAAGUGGCUCUGCUUUGCCUCACCUGGUGUGACCUGUUCAUGCUCAACUGGGCACGGUGCUCCAUGCCCCUCCAUGUCAUCCCGUUCCUGGCUGCCACCAGCUUACACAUGUCGCCAGCAUCCUCCGACGAGAUGGCCAUCUUUAUGGACCACCUACAGAUUUUCCAAGAGCAAAUGGAGAAGUUCAAAGCUCUGCACGUCGAUCCCGCUGAAUACAGCUGUCUCAAAGCCAUAGCCCUGUUCACUUCAGAUGCCGUUGGUCUCUCUAAUGUAGCCAAUGUGGAAAGCUUUCAGGAAAGGUCCCAGUGUGCUUUGGAGCAAUACGUUAAGCGCCAGUACUCCACCCAACCGAUACGAUUUGGAAAGCUUUUGCUUCGCCUCCCUUCCCUCCGCACAGUCUCCUCCUCAGUGAUAGAGCAAUUAUUUUUCACCCGUUUGGUAGGUAAAACCUCCAUCAAAGCUCUCAUCCAGGAUAUGUUACUGUCAGACAACAGCGAUAACUAGCCGUAUAAGGCAAUUCAAAAAAUAAAUCAAAAUAAGAAGGGGGACUGAAACAGAGAGAAAAGGCGAAAGACUGGUUUGUUUGCUUGAAUUCCUUCUGUUAAAGGAUAUAUGUUACAAGUUUGCUAAAAGAAG
This is a messenger RNA of Ailuropoda melanoleuca (giant panda), 1368 nucleotides long. Its product is annotated as COUP transcription factor 2-like. The transcript is spliced from 2 exons. Lineage: Eukaryota; Metazoa; Chordata; Mammalia; Carnivora; Ursidae. The record is from RefSeq and is a predicted model, not a curated record. Gene Ontology annotation, biological process: regulation of DNA-templated transcription. Bases 1 to 1236 code for a protein of 411 amino acids. Gene Ontology annotation, molecular function: zinc ion binding; sequence-specific DNA binding; DNA-binding transcription factor activity.